GGGUUUUUUUUUUUCCUUUCUAUCUUUGUUCUCUCUCUCAAACCGCCUAGCUACAUGCGCUGCUUAAAUUAGCAAAGGCUUAAAGGUGGUGUGUAGGUUAAGAAGGGCAACUUUUCCUUUUUCUCACUUGGGCUUCAGUUAAAGUAGCUAAGAGAGGGAAUUCUGGUGUUUUCCAAAUGGUUAAAGCAGGUUUAUAGCUCAAUCCCACCGCGACAGUUUCCUCUUUUCCUCUCUCUCUCUCUCUCUCACUACCCUCUUCUUCUUCUCUUCUUCCCUUCCUCUCCCUUCUCUCUUCUGUCUUGUUAACCACUUCUUCCCUGUGGGUGAACAAAACAUAUUUUUCUCACCUGGGUCUUGCAUAAAAUUCUUGUUUUUGGAUUGGUUUAGGUAAUAGUCUCCUGCAAAGAUGAAACCUUUUGUUGAAAAACAUGUGUAUUUAUGUAUUUGUAUAUAGAUUUUAAAAUCGACAAUCUUUUUUCUUUUGGGGUUCUUGAAUUAUUUUCCUGUUUUCUGAGUUAAUUUAGAGCUUUUGAUAUGUUCUUCUUCCUACCUUUGAUGUGUUCUUUUGAUAUGGAUAAAUAAGGUUUAAAGUUAUGAAAAUCACAUAGUUUCAAUCAUUUUUUUCAUUUAGGAACUAUUUUUUUUAUUAUCAAACCCAUCAGUUUAUUUUCUGUCUUUUUUCUAGUUUAAGGAUUAUCAGAUCUCAAACGGGCUAUGGUUUCUGUUAUAUAGAGAAGCCAACUGGGAUAUGAGUAGUUGGCUGCUAUAUAAAGUUGGUUAUUGCAUAGAAGAUUUUAAGAGUUUGAGAGAAAGAAGAUAGCAUCUGCCACACCAAAAAAAAGGGAAACGAAGCAAUGAAUAAGAGUAAUCUGGGCUCUGUCAGCAGCUCUGAUCUCAUCGAUGCAAAGCUUGAAGAGCAUCAGCUGUGUGGAUCCAAGCAGUGCCCUGGUUGCGGACACAAGCUUGAAGGAAAGCCGGACUGGUUAGGUCUACCAGCUGGAGUGAAAUUUGAUCCGACGGACCAAGAACUGAUAGAACACCUUGAAGCAAAAGUAGAAGCUAAAGACAUGAAGUCUCACCCUUUGAUAGAUGAGUUCAUUCCUACUAUUGAAGGAGAAGAUGGGAUUUGUUAUACCCAUCCUGAGAAACUCCCAGGAGUAACCAGAGAUGGCUUAAGCAGGCAUUUCUUCCACAGACCAUCAAAGGCCUACACGACUGGAACAAGAAAGAGAAGGAAAAUUCAAACCGAAUGUGACUUGCAAGGUGGAGAAACAAGAUGGCACAAAACCGGCAAGACAAGGCCAGUCAUGGUCAAUGGCAAACAGAAAGGGUGCAAGAAAAUCCUAGUUCUCUAUACAAAUUUUGGCAAGAAUCGAAAACCCGAGAAGACCAAUUGGGUGAUGCACCAAUAUCAUCUUGGUCAGCACGAGGAAGAGAAAGAAGGAGAGCUUGUAGUGUCCAAGAUAUUUUAUCAGACUCAACCGAGGCAGUGCAACUGGUCUGAUCGAAGUGCAACAACUGUUGAAGGAAGCAACGACCCGAAUAACAGAAGAGAUAGUGGCAGUGGAAGUUGUUCUUCAAAGGAAGUAAUCCCUCAUAGAGAUGAAGUUUCUGGAGCUGGGGUUGCUGCUGCUUUAUCAAGUUAUGCCGGCGCCAUGGAUAUCCAACAGUUAAAAUCUGAUCAUUUCAGUUUCACCCCGUUUAGGAAAAGCUUCGAUGAGGUGGGGAUAGGAGAAGCUUCAGCGGCAAGGGAAGCCCCGACUCAAGGCACCUGCGAAGAGAUACGCGAGCAUCCGCGGCCACAUCAUAUGGCCCAUGAUCAUCAGCAUCAGCAGCAGCAACAGCACCACCAUCACACACAUCAUCAGCUUGCUACUACGGCCUUCCACAUCAGCAGGCCUUCACAUCCUAUCUCCACCAUCAUCUCUCCACCUCCCCUCCAUCACACCUCCAUCAUUCUUGACGAGGACUCCUUCCAUGUCUCCAGAAUAAUGCUUCAAAAUGAAAGUUUCCAGCAACAGCAUCAACAGCAACAACAACAGCAGCAGCAGCAGCAGCACCAGCAUCAUAAACUGGGAGGAAGGUCUGCAACAGGUUUGGAGGAACUCAUAAUGGGUUGCACUUCAACUGAUAUCAAAGAAGAGUCCUCCAUCACCAACCCACAAGAGGCUGAAUGGUUGAAGUACUCCUCCUUCUGGCCUGACCCUGACAACCAGGAUCAUCAUGGGUAGGAGCAAAUAUUAUAGACAGACAAACGAAACCUUACAGACAUCAUUAUUAUCAUCAUUAUUAGUACUUGAAGCUAAGCCUCGGUGAAGUUCUUUUCAGGGAGAGGCCAAGAAAUCAACCAUCUAUAGUUUGCUCUUUUUCUUUCUUUCCUAAUGGGGGACCUGAUAUAUAUGACUCUCAAAAGUCUCAAGUUCCCAACUGAACUAACUGUACAAUAGUCCAUGUUGGAAAGAAAGAGAAAGAACAAAAGGAAAAAGAAGAAAGAAAGAAAGAAAAACAAAGAAAAGAAAACCAGGAAAAGGCUGCUCUCUACUGACAAAAUAGAAGGAGAACCAAAGACCCAAAGCAAAUCCCUCCUGCAUGAAAAUCAUCACCAUUAUGAUUACGAUAUCAUCUUUAUGGCUAUUCUUAUUAUUUUAUUAUUUCAAGACUCUUGUAUAAUUUUCUUUUCUUGUUCUUUUCAAAGAAAAAUACCAAAGAGUUUGUGCAAAUUGCAACAAAUACUUUGUUAAUUGUGUUGUUGUUAGUCACUUUAUCUAGUAAAAUAUUCAUAUAGGGGGUUCACGAUUUCCCUUUAUAUAGAAAUGAAAAUAUUGGUUAAAGAAUUGUUUAUUA
Theobroma cacao (cacao) is the source of this 2844-nucleotide messenger RNA. RefSeq names its product NAC domain-containing protein 75. The record is from RefSeq and is a predicted model, not a curated record. Gene Ontology annotation, molecular function: DNA-binding transcription factor activity; transcription cis-regulatory region binding. Gene Ontology annotation, cellular component: nucleus. Lineage: Eukaryota; Viridiplantae; Streptophyta; Magnoliopsida; Malvales; Malvaceae. Gene Ontology annotation, biological process: regulation of DNA-templated transcription.